AUGAAAGCACUUGUCUACGGAGGUCCAGGGAUCAGAGCCCUUAAGCAGGUUGCGAUUCCAACGGUGUCCCGUCCAACAGACGCCAUUGUCAAGCUUACUGCCACCACCAUCUGCGGUAGUGACCUGCACAUCCUGAAAGGUGAUGUUCCAGAGACCGGUCCGGGUGCCAUUUUGGGCCACGAGGGUAUCGGUAUCAUCCACGACGUUGGUGCUGGAGUCUCGAAGUUCAAGAAGGGCGACAAGGUGUUGAUCUCGUGUAUCACCUCCUGUGGUAGUUGUGCCUACUGUAAGAAGGGCUUGCAAGCGCACUGUCUUGAAGGUGGUUGGAAGUUGGGUCACGAAAUCAACGGUACCCAGGCGGAAUACGUCAAGAUCCCACACGCUGAUUACUCCUUGUACGACGUUGGUCCACUGGCUGGCAAAGUCAAGGACGAAUCCCUACUGAUGCUUUCCGAUAUCCUGCCAACUGGUAACGAGAUUGGUGCCCUUAACGGUAAGGUUGAGGAAGGUGACAUUGUUGCUGUUGUCGGUGGUGGUUCUGUCGGUAUCAGUGCCCUGAUUGCGGCAAAGACCUACAAGCCUGCAUUGACCAUCGUUGUUGACUUCAACGAGGAGAGAUUGCGUAUAGCCAAGGAAGUGUUUGGUGCAGACAUUGGUGUCAACCCAGGAAAGGUUGAUGCCGUCGAGGAGAUCAAGAAGCUGACUGCCGUCCAGAACACCGGUGCUCGUGCCCAACUGCACCCAGGUGUUGACGUUGCCAUUGAGGCCGUUGGUAUCCCACAGACGUUCGACACCUGUCAGAAGAUCAUUGCUCCAGGUGGACGUAUCGCCAAUGUUGGUGUCCACGGUAAACCAGUUGAUUUGCAGUUGCAGGACUUGUGGAUCAAGAACAUCAACAUCUCAACUGGUCUGGUCAACGCCAACUCUACAGCCUCCUUGCUGGAGAAGGUCUCCACCGGUGUAUUGGAUCCAAGCCCAUUGGUCACCCAUCACUUCAAGUUCGAUGAGAUUGAGAAGGCAUACGACGUGUUCUCAAACGCUGAGAAGGAGAAGUGUAUCAAGGUGUUCUUCACCUUUGAUUAA
Messenger RNA from Williopsis jadinii, 1083 nucleotides. Its product is annotated as alcohol dehydrogenase GroES domain protein. The record is from RefSeq and is a predicted model, not a curated record. NCBI's taxonomy places the organism in Eukaryota, Fungi, Ascomycota, Saccharomycetes, Phaffomycetales, Wickerhamomycetaceae. The transcript has a single exon. The coding region runs from base 1 to 1083 and encodes 360 amino acids. Gene Ontology annotation, molecular function: zinc ion binding; oxidoreductase activity.